Molecule: messenger RNA, 589 nt
Organism: Cylicostephanus goldi
Lineage: Eukaryota; Metazoa; Nematoda; Chromadorea; Rhabditida; Strongylidae
Source: the annotation of a GenBank genome assembly
UGUCAUGCAGCGGCCUAUAGAUAUAUUGAUGAUGUGUACUGAUAUUUAAUGAUGUUAGCAGUAGUAGCAGUAGUGAUGUAGAUCUUUUUAGGCGACCAUCUUGUCCGAGUAUCUUCUGCACAAUGAUAUUGUACGCAAUCGACGUGUUCUGGAACUUGGAGCUGGAACUGGACUUCCAUCUAUCGUAGCCGCAAAACUUCUUGCUUUCCAUGUGACAGCCACAGAUCAGCAGUCAGCUCUCUCACUUCUUCGUCAAAACCUUGAAGCAAAUCUCGACCAGAAACAACUGUCCACGGUUACUGUAGCUCCACUGGACUGGACAAAUCCACCAAAGGACAAGCUGCCCUGCGAUGUUGUGCUCGGCGCAGAUCUCGUGUACAACAAGAGCGUGUUUGAAGCAUUGAAAAACGUCAUAACCUGGCUGGUUGAGGGUGAUACGAUGAUGUUGAUGGCCACUAAGAUACGAUAUCCAAAAGACCGGGAUUUCUAUGAAACGCUCAAAAAUGAAUUUUCAGUCGAGCAGGUCCAUUAUGACCAAGCAACAGAUGUCAUUUUGUACCGUAUCAAGAGGAAACGUGAAGAAUUAUGA